Messenger RNA from Spea bombifrons (plains spadefoot toad), 2094 nucleotides. RefSeq names its product leiomodin 2 (gene LMOD2). Gene Ontology annotation, biological process: pointed-end actin filament capping; myofibril assembly; muscle contraction. Bases 119 to 1768 code for a protein of 549 amino acids. The transcript is spliced from 3 exons. Gene Ontology annotation, molecular function: tropomyosin binding; actin binding. The record is from RefSeq and is a predicted model, not a curated record. Gene Ontology annotation, cellular component: myofibril; striated muscle thin filament. Lineage: Eukaryota; Metazoa; Chordata; Amphibia; Anura; Pelobatidae.
AGUGGCUGCUUGCACAAGGCACAGCACACAGCUUUCAUAUUGUUCUGUCUUUUUGCAUUGGCUAAUUACCUCCUGGUAAUUCUGGUUUUCCAAAGUUUUAAACUACCUCAGGGGGACCAUGUCUACCUUUGGAUAUAGGCGAGAAAUUAGUAAAUAUGAAGAUAUUGAUGAAGAUGAAUUAUUGGCAUCUCUGUCCCCAGAAGAGCUCCAAGAGUUGGAAAGAGAAUUGGAGGAUAUUGAACCUGACCGUAAUCUUCCAGUUGGGAUGAGGCAAAAAAGCUUAACAGAGAAAUCCCCAACAGCAAACUUUAGCAGAGAAGCCCUAAUGGCCUACUGGGAAAAGGAGACCAAAAAGUUACUGGAGAAGGAACAGAGUGGGGCAUGUGAGAAGAAUUUGGAAGAUGAACAGGAAGAAGGAAGUGAAGAAGAUGACUUCACAGGGAGUAACAGUGAGGUUUCUGAGGAGAUAUACACUGAAGAAGAGGAACAAGAGGAAGAAGAAGAAGAGGAAGAUGAAGAAGAUGAAGUAGUCAGUGAAGUUGAGGAAAAUUGCAAGGAUGAAAUGAAAGAAGAUGAGAAAUCUGAAGUCAGAAAAAGUCCUGACCAGAUUCCUAAUUCAAAAUGCAAAGAAAUGACUAACAAUAACAAUGCAUGCAAUGGCUAUAGCAGAAAUGCUGAAAAAAAUUGCAGACAAACAGAAGAGACACCAAACCAGAAGACAAUGAGUGGUUUUGCACUCUCCAAUCCAACUGUCAUUGAUGAUGUUCUUGAAAAUAUUAGAAGGAAUGAUCCUGACACAUAUGAAGUCAACCUAAACAACAUAGAAAAUAUUACAACAGAGACACUUAUAUCAUUUGCUCAAGCUUUGAAAGAGAAUACUGAAGUAAAAAUAUUUAGUUUAGCAAACACCCAUGCUGAAGACAAUGCUGCCGUUGCUAUUGCUAGCAUGCUGAGAGUGAAUAGAAGUAUUACAAGCCUAAACAUAGAAUCAAACUUCAUCACAGGAAAGGGAAUUUUGGCCAUUAUGAGAGCUUUACAGUACAACAACAAUGUGUUGACAGAAUUGAGGUUUCACAAUCAAAGACAUAUCAUGGGAAGUCAGGUGGAGAUGGAAAUAGCAAAAUUGCUGAGAGAUAAUACAAGUGUUGUCAAAUUAGGAUAUCACUUUGAACUUCCAGGACCACGGAUGUCUAUGACAAGUAUCCUUACCAGAAAUAUGGACAAACAGAGACAGAAAAGAAUGCAGGAGCAAAAAGAGUCAGGUUAUGACCCCACUUCUAAUUUGAGGACCAAGACCUUGCAAAGAGGAACUCCAGGGGUCUCACCUUAUUCUUCUCCUAGAGGUUCACCUUGGUCAUCUCCAAAGCCUUCUAGGAAAUUUCCACCAGAAAAUACAUUGCCUCCCUCUCCUCCUUUACCACCUCCACCAGUGCCGCCACCUCCUCCUCCACCACCUCCAAUGCUUCCAUUGAUUAAAGAAAAAAAGAUCCCUUCUAGAAACAUAGCAGAGGUUAUUAAACAACACGAAAGAUCUGCCAAGAAGCUACGAACUGGACAUAAGUCAAAAGGCAAAAAGUGCAAAAAGGAACAGAACAAUAUCUUAAAAGAUAUAAAAAAUUCUUUAAGAUCAAUAUCAGAGAAUAAAGCAGAAGAAACGUCAAGACCCUCUACACCCCAGCGAUCAGCACGUGAUGAUCUCAUGGAAGCCAUUAGGGGAAGCAGUGUUAAACAGCUAAGAAAGGUUGACGUACCAGAAUAUCUUCGAUAAAUUUAUGGACUGAACGACAGACGACUCUUAUGAAGAAAAAAAAAAGAGCUUUGCUAAAGUAAUUGCAGUAAACUAAACUACCAAUGUGCACACAAGUUUAAAGUAGACAUUUCUCAUGAGUUUAUAAGUAGACUUGAUGCAUCAAGGUAUGAUAAAAGGUAGUAGUUAUAUGUAAAUAUUGAGUAAAUUAAUUUUUGUUUUGUUUAUUACAAAAUAUACUUAUCUGUAAUGGAUAAUUGUCACAAACCUUGCUUUUUGCACUAAAAUGUUUUGAUUUGUGGCUUGUAUUUUUCUAUGUACAUGCAAUAAAUAAGGUUGUAUCAUUA